This is a messenger RNA of Cyprinodon tularosa, 2004 nucleotides long. It is a transcript of the gene vamp7, whose product is annotated as synaptobrevin-like 1. Gene Ontology annotation, cellular component: SNARE complex; membrane. Lineage: Eukaryota; Metazoa; Chordata; Actinopteri; Cyprinodontiformes; Cyprinodontidae. The coding region runs from base 208 to 870 and encodes 220 amino acids. Gene Ontology annotation, molecular function: SNARE binding; SNAP receptor activity. The record is from RefSeq and is a predicted model, not a curated record. The transcript is spliced from 8 exons. Gene Ontology annotation, biological process: vesicle fusion; exocytosis.
CUACAUUACCCAGAAAUGACUUGAAAGCGCUUCCGGUUCUGUUAAUUUGCGAGCAGAAGUCACUCGAAAAGGAUUAGCUAGCGUGCUAGCAACAGAAACACUUUCAGAUGUAGAAAUAAGAGCUGAACGCGGAGCUGAAAGCGUCACCAUAUAGAGAGUCAGCAGGUAAACCAGUUAAAUCCCCCCUCCCUUCCUCCAGCUGUUGCCAUGGCAAUCCUUUUUGCUGUGGUGGCUCGUGGAACCACCAUCCUGGCCAAACAUGCUUGGUGCGGCGGGAAUUUCCUGGAAGUUACGGAACAGAUUUUGGCCAAAAUUCCUUCAGAGAAUAAUAAACUGACCUACAGCCACGGCAGUUAUCUCUUCCAUUACAUCUGCCAUGACCGAAUCAUCUACCUGUGCAUCACAGAUGAUGAUUUUGAACGAUCACGUGCGUUCAGCUUCCUCGGUGAAGUGAAGAAGCGCUUCCAGACUACAUAUGGGUCCCGAGCGCAAACCGCUCUACCUUAUGCCAUGAACAGCGAGUUUUCCUCUACACUCGCAGCACAGAUGAAACACCACUCAGACCCACGGGGUUCAGAUCGUGUGACUGAGACCCAGAUGCAAGUUGAUGACCUAAAGGGUAUCAUGGUUCGUGAUAUUGACUUGGUGGCUCAGAGAGGAGAGAAGCUGGAGUUGCUGAUUGACAAGACAGAAAAUCUGGUUGAUUCAUCAGUCACAUUUAAAACCACGAGUCGUAACCUCGCACGGGCCAUGUGCAUGAAGAACCUCAAGCUGACGGUGGUUGUUGUGCUGGUGUGUCUAGUGAUCCUUUACAUCAUCGUGUCUGCUUCCUGUGGAGGCCUCAGCUGGCCGUCAUGUGUCAAGAAAUAAGACAGGAAGUGGGGAUAAAAGAGGCAGAAUGAGGAAGUGGGGGAAAGAUGGACUACUGCAACUCUCUUUUCUAAACCCCCUCUCUUAAACAUCGCUGGAAGACGCAUGCUUCAUCUGCCCCUCCCCCACUCUAAAAACCUGCACAUUUAUUUGCCUUCAGGACUAGGAGUCCCAACGUUAUGCCCGCAUUUAUAAGCAGAGUGGCCUAAAUCCGACGUGGAAGAAUAUAUGUGGUCCUGUUGUCCGUCUGGUACAUUCAUCCCAUUUCAUGCACUUGUGGGCCUGACUUGUCAGGUUGUGAUCCUGUCUGUGUAAAUAGUCCAUUCAGAGUGAUGAACCACAAAGUUUAACUUGUUGAUGUCCAGAGAAAUGAUAAUACCUGCAGCAUCGGUAGCUGCCAUCAUUUGCUUGAGAUCGGUGAGAUUUCCAUGCUCAAGAGUUUGAGCGUCCACUAACUGAAAUAGCUUGGCCUAAUCUGAUGCAGACUGUUUAAUCACAUCAACAUUAACCUCUAAAAUAGGUCAUAAAAUAGCAGAUAUGAUCAGAAGAUGCAUAUUGUACAUCAAAUUAAUAUCAGUGAUUGUUAGUGGUUGGUUUGAAGGAUAAUUUUCCUCUUGGUUGUGAACCUGAUCUAAAGCUUGUUUCUCUUCCUUCCUACGGGAUGCUCAAUGUGCCCACCAUGUUUGUUGGUUUACACAGUGCACUUUUGAUAAUGUACAUACAUGUUUGUUCUCUGGCAUCAUAUGGCUUUUGAACAUGUAAUUUAACUACUGUACAUCCAGAUUUAAAUAAAUGAAAUAAUCUGAUGGCUUUAAAAGAAGGAUCUCUGCACAUAGAGCGAGAGAAAGAUGAAUGGCUUGUUAAUUUAAAGGUCAUUACAAUAAGAGAACCGCCCUUCAGUAUCAGGGGGAGGGAUCAUUUAGACGGUUAGAAAAGAGUAGAGUAUUUACUCGGAAUGAAAUGUUAUUUUUAAGUAAAUGAUGAGAUCUCUAAAAGAAAUGUUAAAUGUAUUGCUUUAAAAAAUAACCUGAAAUUCUUUCAUAGUUUGAAUUAACAUGCAAACUCAAUGACUUUAGAAAAGAUCGACUGUAUUCACUGGUUAUUUUCCUACACUUCAAUAAAGAAGUAAUGAGA